UCUCCAACUUGUUCUACCACAUAACUCUCUUUACUAAUAUAGAGAAAACAAUCAAAAGAAAGUGAAAGCAGUAUUAAAGAGAGAUGGGAAACAGUCUAAGGUGUUGUCUAGCUUGUGUUCUUCCAUGUGGAGCACUAGAUUUGAUCAGGAUCGUUCAUCUAAACGGCCACAUUGAUGAGAUCACACGGUCUAUAACCGCCGGAGAGAUCCUCCAAGCAAACCCAAACCAUGUCCUAAGCAAACCAUGUUCUCAAGGUGUUGUCCGUAAGAUCUUGAUCUUGUCCCCUGAAUCCGAGCUCAAGCGAGGAAGUAUCUAUUUUCUCAUUCCUGACUCUUCCUUGCCGGAGAAGAAAAGAAGGAGAAAAGAAGGUCACAGUCCGAACAAGACUCCCAACAACAACCCUAAGGCUGACCUCGGAGAAGUUAAAGAUGUGAAACAGUGUGAGAAGUACUUGGAAGGAGUUGUGUCGUCCACGUCAAAUGGUAAAGAACAACGUCAUCGCCGGCGGCACAGCAGAUCGGUGUCAGUAUCCUCGUGGCAGCCUCACCUUGACAGUAUCUCUGAGGAUCUUAAUUAAUUACUCUUCCCUUUACCUCUUUAUAUUUUUUCUAGCUAAUGGGGUGUUUUUUUUUCCGGGAGCCGGAUUUUUAUUUUCGAGAGAUUUUUAUUUUGUUUUUCUUUUGUGAAAAAUCUCACAAAAAGAAUUAUAUAAUGUGGAUAAGUUAUCUGUUGAAUCAUGGUGUAGUAAUUUAUAGUUACGAAAAAUUAUUAUAUUUCAA
This is a messenger RNA of Brassica napus (rape), 780 nucleotides long. RefSeq lists its product as uncharacterized. Lineage: Eukaryota; Viridiplantae; Streptophyta; Magnoliopsida; Brassicales; Brassicaceae. The coding region runs from base 84 to 578 and encodes 164 amino acids. The record is from RefSeq and is a predicted model, not a curated record. The transcript has a single exon.